Molecule: messenger RNA, 1939 nt
Organism: Rosa chinensis
Lineage: Eukaryota; Viridiplantae; Streptophyta; Magnoliopsida; Rosales; Rosaceae
Product: G-type lectin S-receptor-like serine/threonine-protein kinase At1g61390
Exons: 5
Coding region: 66-1901 (611 amino acids)
Biological process (GO): protein phosphorylation; recognition of pollen
Molecular function (GO): protein tyrosine kinase activity; ATP binding
Source: RefSeq, a predicted model, not a curated record
ACGCUGAGUUCUGUGAAAAAGAAAAUAUUUGACAUUGUUCUUCUGCAAAACAUAUUGGGGUAGGGAUGCAACUGGGUGGUGUUACUUUGUUUUUCUUAUUCAUCUUCAGUUUGCUUCCUUCACAGUAUGGCGCUGAAGUAUAUAACAUAACUCCUUCACGCCCAUUAGCAGAGGGACAAACUCUAGUCUCUCCUGGCCUAAGAUUUGAACUGGGCUUCUUCAAUCCUAAUAGUUCUGCCAAUAAGUAUGUGGGCUUGUGGCACAAAAGUAUAUAUCCCCGUAAAUAUGUGUGGGUGGCUAACAGAGAUAAUCCUCUUGCGGCUAGAGACACCUUCGUUAGUUUGAGAAUUGGCAGCAGCGGGAGUCUGGAGCUUGUAGAUGGGAAACAGAUUUCUGUCUGGUCCGCCAAUAUAUCCAAUUGUUCAUCUGCAGUUCUCUUGGAUAAUGGAAACUUUGUUGUCAAAGAUGAUAUGGGAGCUCAUAUGUGGGAGAGUUCCAAUAAUCCGAGCGACUCACUUCUGCCAAGCAUGGUGGGAAAACAGAUUUUCUUGACAUCUUGGAGAAGUGAUAAUGAUCCAUCAACGGGGAUAUUCAAGGCCGGAUAUUCAGCAGAGUUGCCAUCACAAUCAUUCAUUUGGAUUAAUGGAUCUAUUCCCUACUGGAGAAGUGGGCCUUGGGAUCAAUCAAAGUAUAUUGGUGUGACACCGGGAACAAGGUAUAACUCUUACAGUUUUAACAAAAUUCCAGGUGACAAAAUUUUUAUAUAUAUAGACAUAUCUUCAGAAGGAGUACUCAGGAAAAUGUUUUCAGAAAGUGGGAAGAACUGGUAUCUUGACUGGGAGUCAUGGAAAAGCCCAUGCGAUAAUUAUGGCGCCUGUGGACCUUUUGGGGUUUGCACAGCUUCUGACUCUCCAAUCUGCAAGUGUUUGAAAGGGUUUAUACCCAAGUCAAAUGAAGAAUGGAGCAAAAGAAACUGGAGCGGAGGUUGUGUGAGACGAACGAAUUUGUCUUGUGAGACUAACACAAAUGAUUCAGUCUCAUCAAAAGGAAAAGAUGGGUUUUUGAAGUUGGAAAGAGUGAAAGUACCCGAUUUUCAUGAAUAUCUGAAUUCUGUGUCUCUAGACAAGCUCGAGGACUGCAAGAUACAGUGCCUGAGUAAUUGUUCUUGCCUGGCUUAUGCAUAUGUUGAUACCAUAGGGUGUUUAGUCUGGUCCAAAGACCUUAUUGAUAUGCAGAAGUUUCCAUCUCUUGGAGAAGAUCUUUACAUCCGCCUAGCACCCUCAGAACUAUAUGAAGAAAAGCCGAUAAAGUUAAUUGCCAGCCUUACAGCUAUUGGAUUUAUGAGUAUCUUGAUUGCAAUAGUCUUUAGUUUGCACAGGUGGCGUGCCAACCAAAAGCGACACGUUGGAUUAACAGCAUGGCGCUUGGAAACAACUAGUAUGAUUAAGAUUCAAAGAGAUGGUCUUCGAGAAUAUAUGGGACAACAUGAUUUCCCGAAGCUAAAGAUAUAUGAUUUUGAUAGCAUAUCAAUCGCCACGGACAACUUCAACAUAACAAACAAACUCGGUCAAGGAGGCUUUGGCCCAGUUUAUAAGGGGAUGCUACCGGAAGGGAAGGAAAUAGCAGUAAAAAGACUAUCCAGUAGCUCAAGACAAGGAGUUGAAGAGUUCAAGAAUGAGAUGUUGUUGAUCUCUAAUCUUCAACACAAAAACCUUGUUAGGAUGAUGGGUUGCUGUGUUAAAGAGAAUGAGAAGUUACUGAUCUACGAGUUCAUGCCAAACAAAAGCUUGGAUACUUUUCUAUAUGAUCUGACGAAGAGAGCAAUGCUUGGGCUUCACGCUUUAAUAUUAUUCAGGGUGUUGCUAGAGGGCUUCUUUAUCUCCAUCAGGAUUCCUAUGUGAAGGUGAUACGUAGAGAUUUAAAAGUCAGUAACAUUCUC